AUGUCGGAAGUAUCCUCCUUGUGGUGGACGGAUGAAAGGAUAGAUGCCACUCUGUGCCGUCAAUAUGUGCUUUCCCAUCUGCAACCUGAAUAUCAGACCCGUCUAUUUGAGCUGCUGCCAUGGGGUGAGGGGCUCACGAGCGAGUCGUAUCUGGAAUGGAUUCUGACCAGAGCCGGCAAACUCUUUCUUAUUCUAAACGACAUCGGCGUCCCCCAGCGGAUCUUUAACCUGGCCGAUGAUUGUGUCGACGAUUCUGACCUCCCAUUCGCCGAGGCACGAGUUAGUGAUCUGCAUCUCGCGCCAGAAGGCUCGAGUGCCGCAGCAGGGCUUCAGAAUAAAUUCUUCCUCGCACAAUGGCGCUAUAUUGUGCGCGGUAUUGCUGAGGGAGACCACGUAAAGUACACGGGUAAUGAAGGCGUCCCCGUGGAAGUCGUCAAAAAUGGGCUGGUGAAUUCAAAUCCCAGAGACGGGGUCGAGAAAGUUGUGCUGUCAGGCGCGGUAUGCCGGGUGUAUAUACGCACGCAGAUCCAGAUCAACGCCGCCCCCCACUUUUAUGAAGAGGAUGAGGUGCUCGAAGAAGUGCGGUCGUUGAGACUGUUGGCACACGAACAUCUGUUUUCUAUAUACGGCUCAUACUUUGUCGAUGAUAGUAUCAACGUACUCUUCAAGGGCGAGUAUGACCGGACAUUGGCCUCAUUCUUGUCCGACACUCCACAGUCUUUCAAACGGCUCGCGAAGCCCGAGCGUCGCGAUAUCUUGGUGAAUUGGCCUCAUUGUCUUGUGAGUGCCCUGGCAUGGCUCCAUGCGCAUGGUCAGGGCCACGGUGGCAUUCGGCCCUCCAAUGUUCUUGUUGACCAUGAAUAUCGGAUCUUUCUCGGCCAUUUCGAAGCUAUGGACACAUUACUUGACCCGCCUAAGAUCAAUGACAUUGAAGCGUACCAAUACGCAGCCCCUGAACGAUGGAUCCGUACAACGGCCAUCCAGGAGGUUAACACAUCAAAAAUCAGCCAUCAUUCAGGUGGCCGAACCAUUCGGAAAGCAGCUUCGGCUUCGAAACUCUCGCAGAAUCAGGAACAGCAACAGCAACAGCAGCGAAAAGUGCGGGAAAGCUGGAUGACGGAAAACACCAUGCAAUCGACUUCGAGCGGGUCUAAAGGAACGGUGAUUAGAGUGGGAUCAGGGGAAUCAUCCAACGGGUCAUCGUCGUCAGGAGGCUCUGGUCGUAACGGAAUUCGAGGAGGCGCGUAUUUCCGAAAAAAGCCUAUCCUCUAUACCCCCUCUAUAACAUCCUCCAACUCAUCUGAUGCGACCACUCGACCUCUCUCCUCCCCUCAAAAUGCCACCACCAUUCCAUUCGUCCCCUAUAACUCCACGAUUGUCCGGACAUGGCAAUCGCAACAAUCCAAUACCCAACUCUCCGAUAUCUUCUCUCUCGGCGCCAUCAUCAUCGACAUCUUCACAGUCCUCUGCGAACGAAAGCUAUCCGCCUUUGCUAGCCAUCGGGCAGCCAAAAACCGCACGCCCGGGCGAGGAGGCGGGGUGGCAGACGCUUCUUUCCAUCUUGCACCUAAUCUCGGCCAAGUAUCCUCAUGGAUCAGCCUGUUGACACGCGACUCCAAAAAACGCAAGGGUCUGGCCUUUCGCGCCGUCGAGCCCAUGCUCGAGGUUGUGCGUGAAAUGAUGACUCGCGCUCCGGAAAACCGCAUAUUGGCGAGAAACGUGCAACGCGAGUUUGCCAGCACAAUCCUGCAGUUGGAAGGCAUCAUCACAAUCCACUGCCUGGCAAACCCG
This is a messenger RNA of Talaromyces proteolyticus, 1791 nucleotides long. RefSeq lists its product as uncharacterized. NCBI's taxonomy places the organism in Eukaryota, Fungi, Ascomycota, Eurotiomycetes, Eurotiales, Trichocomaceae. The record is from RefSeq and is a predicted model, not a curated record. The annotation marks the transcript as partial. Gene Ontology annotation, biological process: protein phosphorylation. Gene Ontology annotation, molecular function: protein kinase activity; ATP binding. The transcript has a single exon.